UAAUAAGCCGUAAGAAGUGUUUAGACAAGCGUUAGAGAGUUCCUUCCUCUUCUAUCAAAAACACCAGCCUCCUUUCUAUCUCGCGGCGGCUCCGAUCCGGCUCCGAUCUAUCUUCUCUCUCCUUUCUUCCCGCUUCACAACCUCCCUUCAUCUUCAUCUUCUUCCAUCGUCUGCUACUUCUCACCGUUCCAUUCCUCUAUCAACCGUCUGUGAUUUCCUCUUUCCUGUUAACUAUCUCGACCUCCGAAUGAUUGCUCUAUUCACCUUCUUCACAGAUUCACAGCUACUCUCUACUUCGACUUAUCUCAUGGAUUCAUCUCAUUUCUCCUUUUCAACAAAAUUCUUGCCCUAAUUUCCAUUUCUGCUCAGCUUGAUCCCAAACAACGGCGCUCUCUCCUCCUGACUGAAUUGUGUGAUAAUAUAGGAAAUUGAAUGUUAUGGAUUGGACUUCGACAAAUGCAUUUAAAGCUUUGAAAGUUAGAGAUGGAACCUAAAUCGGUAAUGGAAACUCCUUCCAUCAUUUCAAGCAUUGACCCAAUGGACAUCGGGUUAGGUUCUUCAGAGAGGUGUAAUGCAACUACUGCAAAACCAAGAAAGAAGACAAUGACUUCAGUUUAUCUAAAGUUCUUCGAAACAGCUUCUGAUGGGAAAAGUAGAAGAUGCAAAUUUUGUGGUCAGAGUUAUUCUAUUGCAACUGCUACUGGAAAUUUAGGAAGGCAUCUCAGCAAUCGCCAUCCUGGAUAUGAUGAGACAAGAGAUAUUGCAGCCAAUAGUGCAUCACAACAACAUAAUGCGACGACUAUUAAAAAACCUCAAUCUCAACCCAAAAGCCCUCCUCAAAUGGAUCUUGACCAUUUAAAUUGGUUACUCAUAAAAUGGCUAAUCUUAUCUUCUCUUCCUACUAAUGCUUUAGAGGAGAAAUGGCUAUCAAACUCAUUCAAAUUUCUGAACCCAAGUGUACAGCUCUGGCCAGGUGAGAAAUUCCAAGCAGUACUUGGUGAAGUAUUUAGAAGCAUGCAAGAAGAUGCAAGAGCAAUAUUGGAACAAGCUUCUUCUAAACUAUCAAUCACACUUGACUUAUGGACAUCUUAUGAACAAAUCUAUUACAUGAGCAUCACUUGUCAAUGGAUUGAUGAGAAUUGGAUCUUCCAAAAGGUUCUUCUUGAUAUUUGUCAUGUUCCUUCACCUUGCAGUGGUUCUGAAAUCUAUAACUGUAUAGUGAAGGUCCUUAAGGUGUAUAAUAUUGAAAAUAGAAUUCUUUCGUGCACUCACGAUAAUAGCCCGGUUGGUAUGCAUGCAUGCCUUUCACUGAAAGAAGAUAUUGACACGCAGAAAGUCGGGCCAUUUUGCUAUAUCCCGUGUGCUGCUCGUACUUUGAAUUCGAUUGUUAACGAUGGGUUGAAAACUACAAGAUCUGUUAUUUCUAAGGUUAGGGAGUUUGUAUUGGAGAUUAAUGGUUCUUUAGAAAUGAGACAAGAGUUUCUUCAUCUUACAAAUGCUUAUCAAGAAGGUAAUUGGAAGUUUCCUCUUGAUGUUUCGCCUAGGUGGAGUGGAAGCUAUCAGAUGAUUGACCUCGUUCAUAAGGCCAGUAAAUCAUUGGACAAUAUGAUGAGGAAAUAUGAUGGAAGUUUAGUAAGUAGUGGAGGAGGAAUACCACUAAAUUCAGCCGAGAAGAAUGCAGUGAAUGUAUUACAUUCAUUUCUAGAACCGUUCUACAAAACCAUAACCAACAUGUGCAACAACAAAAUCCUAACCGUCGGAUUAGUCGUGUUCUUCAUGGACCACAUUUGCGAGAUGCUAUAUGCAUGUCGAGACUCCCGCCACAAUCCAGAAUGGCUAAAGAAUGCAGCCGCCGACAUGAUAUCCAAAUCGCGCAAAUACAACGAACAAAACUCCAACAUAUUCACCUACAUGACUGCAAUCCUCGAUCCCCGUAUCAAAAUCGAACUCAUCCCGGAAACACUAAAUUCGGAUCAUUACCUAGAAGAAGCAAGAGCGCAUUUCAUAAGAAACUAUUGCAACAAUAAUAACAACAAUAAUCACUUCCCAACCUUAACCGGAGGAUCAUACGGUAGUGGUUCUCAUGAAGUCGAUGAAGUUUCCUUUGCGGAGGAAAUCGCUCGAAAGAAACGCAGAGGUUCUCUGAACUCGGCUACAGAUGAGUUGACUCAAUAUCUGUCAGAACCGCCUGCACUGAUAGCAACCGAUGUGUUGGAAUGGUGGAGGGUGAAUAGUUCGAGGUAUCCCCGGCUUUCGGUUAUGGCUAGAGAUUUCUUGGCGGUCCAAGCGACUUCAGUGGCACCGGAGGUUCUGUUUUGUGGAGAAGGUGAUAGGAUCGAUAGGGAACGGUUGCCAAUGCCUUAUGGUAGUAUGCGAGUUGUUCUUUGUGUGAAAUCCUGGUCGGAAGGCGGGAUUAAAUUGAAGUAUAAGUCGAGUGAGAUUGAUUACGAUAGAUUGAUGGAAUUGGGAAUAGAAACUGCGGGGAAUAAUGAACUUGUUGUCUACGAUAAUAAGAAGCAAAAGUUAUGAGAAAUCGCGGUUAGUUCAGAUGUUAGAGCGUCAUUUCCUAUCCUAACAAAAAAAAAUAGAAGCUUAGACAGGGAUGUAAUGUUUUAAUAGAUAUGCUGUUAUGUUUUAAUAACUGUAUAAUGUAUUAUGUACCUUCACCAUUUAAGAUCAUAGUGUUUUG
Molecule: messenger RNA, 2689 nt
Organism: Impatiens glandulifera
Lineage: Eukaryota; Viridiplantae; Streptophyta; Magnoliopsida; Ericales; Balsaminaceae
Product: putative AC transposase
Exons: 5
Coding region: 484-2529 (681 amino acids)
Molecular function (GO): protein dimerization activity; DNA binding
Source: RefSeq, a predicted model, not a curated record